CCGGGGAGUGGACGCUGCUGCUCACGAAUUGGUCCUGCUGGAACGGUGGCGGCGAACAAAGGGUUAAGGGGGCGGGCCCGGCGGCAGGGGCGGGGCCGGGAUCUCGGCCGCACCUGGCGCCCUGGGCUCUCAGCCCGGACGCCUCCUGCAGCGCCCGGAGCGGCCGCGGGACCGGGAGCCUCGGCGAAGAGCGGCGCGGGAGCCGGCACCCACCGCUGGAGGGGCGGCGACGGCGGCCGGAGCGACCUCGGGAGGCAAGCGGAGCCGCCAUGGCCGAGUUCCCGUCGAAAGUGAGCACGCGGACCAGCAGUCCCGCGCAGGGCGCCGGAGCCUCGGUGUCUGCGCUGCGCCCCGACCUGGGCUUUGUGCGCUCCCGCCUCGGGGCGCUCAUGCUGCUGCAGCUGGUGCUGGGGCUGCUGGUGUGGGCCCUGAUUGCAGACACCCCAUACCACCUGUACCCGGCCUAUGGCUGGGUGAUGUUCGUCGCUGUCUUCCUCUGGCUGGUGACAAUCGUCUUCUUCAUCCUCUACCUGUUUCAGCUGCACAUGAAGUUGUACAUGGUGCCCUGGCCACUGGUGGUGAUGUGAGACGGUGCGGCUGCCACAGCUCUUCCUGUCUGGGCCUGAGAUCCGUUUGGAACUUGUGUCACUGUCACCCUCUUGCUCCCUAAGCCCUUCUCGCCUCUGUUUCAGUUCUUUGCGAGUUUGGUGAUGAUCGCCUAUGGAGUGAGCGCCUUCUUCAGCUACCAGGCCUGGCGAGGAGUAGGCAGCAAUGCAGCUACCAGUCAGAUGGCUGGUGGCUAUGCCUAAACAGCCUGUGCCAUGGCCCCCUCGGGGGCUGAAGCCGCUGCUGGGUCACAGAGCAGGGUCACCCUGCAAGCCUGAAGCUGGGGAGCCCUGCACAGAGGGUCAGCCCCGCAGGGACUACACUUGCUCCUCUCUGCCCAUCAGACACAAGCUCUCACAGCGCUAAGGAAGCAGGCCCAGGCUGGCAGGCAUCUGGGCUUGUGGGAGGCCAACCACGGAGACCUCCUCUCCAUCCCCCUUAUUCAGUGGAAGGUGACGGGGGAAUCUGAGGCUGUGUCUCUGCCUUGUCUUUAGAGGACUUCAGCGUCCCAGGCUGGGGCCCACCCUUCUCACCAGCACUAAAUGCACUAACAAGGACUCUAGACCUGUAGCCGCAGACCUGCUGUAGCGUAAGCCUAACAGGCAGCAUGUAGCACCUUAGUCUUUGUUCCGGGAGAGCUAAGCAAGCUCGUGACACCAUUCUCCUUCCUUUAAACACAGUUCCGACCCACCUCUCCCUGGAGCCAGCCUGUACAAAGCGGGUUAUGAUUGUUGACAGCAUGGUCUUCCCUCCCUGCAUUUCAGACACACCAGUUACUGAAAGCAAAUCAGUUUUCAGUGACUUCUCAACACUGAGAAGCCUGGCCAGGUUUCCUUCCCUUUCUUAAGCCUCUCUCUUUAAUACUCCGUUUGGGUGAAGCUAACCCCAGUGCCAACUGCCUCCCCGACCCUGCUGACUAGGCACAGGGGACGCGAAGGAGGGAGGGAAGCAAGGCCUUGCCUGGCGAGUUGUCAUGUGGUUGGUGGUGACUUUGUUUUUUUGUUUCAUUUUUAUAAAAAUAAAGAUGAGAGAAAUUAUUUGGA
Molecule: messenger RNA, 1649 nt
Organism: Cebus imitator (Panamanian white-faced capuchin)
Lineage: Eukaryota; Metazoa; Chordata; Mammalia; Primates; Cebidae
Gene: PLLP
Product: plasmolipin
Exons: 3
Biological process (GO): myelination
Cellular component (GO): membrane
Molecular function (GO): structural constituent of myelin sheath
Source: RefSeq, a predicted model, not a curated record